Aspergillus heteromorphus CBS 117.55 is the source of this 1500-nucleotide messenger RNA. Its product is annotated as NAD(P)/FAD-dependent oxidoreductase. Gene Ontology annotation, molecular function: oxidoreductase activity. The transcript is spliced from 3 exons. Bases 1 to 1500 code for a protein of 499 amino acids. Gene Ontology annotation, cellular component: cytoplasm. The record is from RefSeq and is a predicted model, not a curated record. NCBI's taxonomy places the organism in Eukaryota, Fungi, Ascomycota, Eurotiomycetes, Eurotiales, Aspergillaceae.
AUGACCAACGCCACCACUGCCACCACCACCACAACCAACCCCCCAAUCCUCCCCGCCAACAACCCUCUCCUCCCCUUCUGGCGCACCGACCUCGACCCCCUCGACAAUCUCCGCACCACCCCAUCCCUCCCCCAACAAAGCGACAUCGUGAUCAUCGGCGCCGGCUACGCGGGCGUCACCCUAGCAUACCACCUCCUCAAACAGCAGGACGAAUCCCAACCCCAACCCCAUCACCCCACCAUCACCCUCCUCGAAGCCCGACAGGUCUGCUCCGGCGCAACAGGUCGAAAUGGUCUGAUCUCCUCCCAAAAUAUUACUUUACCCCCCUCAACCUUGAACCUAGUCUGCGGAACUAACAUUCCGGCGCUGAAUCUAGGCGGCCACCUCCGACCCGACAUCUACGGCAACAUCCCCACCUACAUCGAGCGCCACGGGCUCGAAGCGGGCGUCGAAGUCGCGGAUUUCGAAUGGGAUCAUAUCCAAGCGCUGAGGGAUCUCCUCCGGGAAGAAGAGAUCGAUUGCGAGUUUAACCUCACCCGCAACAUGAAUGUGUAUUUUGAUGAGCAGGCCGGCGAGAAGGCAAAGAGCACGCUGGAUAUGCUGGUUGCGCAGGGAGUGAAGCUUGCGAAGGAGUUGCAUUUUACGACGGGGGAGAGGGCCGAGAGGAUCUCAGGCGUCAAAGGCACUAAGGCCUGUAUCUCGUAUACUUCGGGAACCCUAUGGCCGUAUAAAUUCAUCCUGGGCUUAUUGUCGAAAAUUGCGGACUCCCCGGCGUUGAACGUGCAGACCCAGACGCCCGUCACGUCUGUAACCACAGCGGAAGAGACGACAGAAACACAUACGAUCCACACGCCCCGAGGUACUAUCCGCGCCGGAAAGGUCAUCUACGCGACAAACGCAUACACCGCGGGCCUGCUGCCCGAGUACUCGGCCAACAUUGUGCCCUGUCGCGGCAUAUGUUGCCACAUUGCACUUCCGGAGGGCAAGACGGCGCCGUUUCUGCCGUACUCGUACGCGCUGGGCACGAAGAAGGGGCUUUCCGGGGGAAGUUACUUGAUUUCUCGAUCCGAUGGGAGUAUUAUUGUGGGUGGGGCGUCGCAUACGUUUAAGAGUGCCCGUGAGGAGUGGUAUAAUGUGGUUGAUGAUACGACGCUGAUUGAGACCGCCAAGGAUUAUUAUAAUGAUUAUAUGCAGCGGACUUUCAUCGGCUGGGAGGAUAGUGGGGCGUAUGUGAAGGAGAUUUGGACUGGGAUCAUGGGGUAUUCGUAUGAUACGAGCCCUCAUAUCGGCGAUGUCCCCAAUCGGCCCGGGCAGUAUGUCUGCGCGGGCUUCAAUGGCCACGGUAUGCCGGUCAUUCUUCUGGCCGCGAGGGAACUGGCGGAUAUGGUUCGGACUGGAAAGAGCUUCGAGGAUACCAAGAUGCCUCGCUUGUUUAAGACUUCGGCGGAGAGGAUCCAGAGGGCCCGGAGUGGUCCGGAGGGGGGCGAUAUUUUUGCAUAG